CUCAGCAUUCCGCUAACCGCCAGCGACUUGUGCAUAUCCAGAAGAGAUUUUGCACAAUCUCUUGCUCUUCAGCUAUAUCUAUACUGCGCAGGGCGCACCGUGCAAGGUCGGCGCGACGGAUACAGGUUACCUCGAUGGACUGCAGGCAGGCGACACAAACAGGCGAGGGGCAAUGGCUAUCAAGCCCUGGUACGCACGGAUGGGCUUCAAUCUCCUCUCCUCAGGUACAAGUGCAAGCUCUGGCGAAUUCUUCUCCACGUCUGCGGCACGCCUUUCUGCGAAACAUCCUCAGCUACUCGCCCUCGCCGACUCUUGACCUGGACGCUUUUCCAUGUCGGUCGUGGAAGAACGAAAGCCAUACAACACAGAGCGCGCCGAAACGCGGAUCUUCUAGCUCCUCGCAAAUCACUGCUGUCGCCUUUGCUUCGACUGCCGCCUCGUGUCUUGCUCGCAUGGGAUGGGGGUCGCAGUUUUCCUGGCUUUGCCUCUAUUUCGCUUUCAACCUCAUCCUGACGCUAUCCAACAAAUCUGUCCUUACCAGCUUCCCAUUCCCAUACACACUCACUGCAAUUCACGCUCUUUGUUCGACUGCCGGUGGACUGUUCCUGCGUUCACACUCUUUUUAUAUUCCCAAGCAACUGGACCUAAGGAGUGAAUUAUGCCUAGCUGCGUUCAGCUUUCUCUACUCCAUAAAUAUUGCAGUGAGCAACGUCUCACUAAACUUGGUCACCGUGCCGUUCCACCAAGUCAUUCGUGCGAUUACUCCUUUGCUUACUAUUGCACUGUCUACAUUUCUAUAUGGCAUCUGUGUGAGGCGCGACCGGUUGUGCUCCCUUCUUCCGGUUAUGUUUGGUGUGGCACUCGCGACAUAUGGCGACUAUUACUUCACUCUCUGGGGUCUGUUCCUCACGCUCAUCGGCACAUUUCUGGCGGCACUGAAAACCAUCUACACAAGCGCUUUACAAUCUUCAGCCAAGAGACCGCCGCCGCCGACUUCGGAGAUACCAACUCCUGCCACUUGGGGGAGGUCACACCAUGCCAAUCACCACACAGCUCACAGUCAUAUAUUGAGCGGUUUGCGACGCUUUCUGGUCCCUCCAAAGCUGGACCUGCACCCACUAGACCUCCUCACUCGAAUGUCUCCCCUGGCCUUUAUUCAGUGUGUCGUCUAUGCCCAGCUCUCGGGAGAACUCGAUCGCCUUUCGCGUUUUGGCAUUUCGUACCAUGAGCCAUCUGUCUCCGCGCAAUUGUUGAAUGCUACUGUGAUGCAUUCACAGUUACAUCUACCAGGCAACGCACUCUUCAACACGACGACAGCGUCUCUAGACUGUCUACAUCCGCAACAGCCUCUGAGGGUGGGCGGCGUUCCGCUUUCGCAGGUCGUCAUUCUUCUCAUCAACGGAUGCAUCGCAUUUGGCCUCAACGUCGUCAGUUUCUCGGCGAAUGGAAAAGUAGGGCCGCUGAGCAUGACCGUUGCAGCCAAUGUCAAGCAGGUCUUGACGAUCCUCUUUGCCGUCUCGCUCUUCAACCUGACCAUCACUACCACAAACGCCAUCGGCAUCUCUAUUACCCUCCUCGGCGGCGCCUGGUACGCUUGGGUGGAAUAUACCUCCAAACUCAACAAGAGGGGAGGUCUCCAAUAAUUUCUUCUUUUCACAUCGCUAUUUCCAAGAUAUCCAUAUGUCACGCGGACUAUGAGCACCUGCGGACUCGUCAUUGUACCUCGUUACCCAUAGC
This is a messenger RNA of Phanerochaete carnosa HHB-10118-sp, 1737 nucleotides long. RefSeq lists its product as uncharacterized. Gene Ontology annotation, cellular component: Golgi apparatus. The record is from RefSeq and is a predicted model, not a curated record. Lineage: Eukaryota; Fungi; Basidiomycota; Agaricomycetes; Polyporales; Phanerochaetaceae. Gene Ontology annotation, molecular function: antiporter activity. The coding region runs from base 135 to 1643 and encodes 502 amino acids. The transcript is spliced from 4 exons.